Pelagomonas calceolata is the source of this 957-nucleotide messenger RNA. The record is from the annotation of a GenBank genome assembly. NCBI's taxonomy places the organism in Eukaryota, Pelagophyceae, Pelagomonadales, Pelagomonadaceae.
AUGCCCCAAAAGCACUCCAAGAACAAUGGCUCGUCCACCUACGGCGUCUUUUCGUAUGGCGAGCGCAAGCAAUGUUCAUUCAUGUCGAGUAUCGACGAGCGCACGGGCGCCGACGCCCAGUUGCCCUUCGGGUGGUGCGCGCUGUCGCUCCAACCGGCAAAGGACCCCGUCUGCACGCCCUCCGGCCACAUUUACUCCCGCGAGAGUCUGCUGGAGCACAUGGUCUCCAAGGGCGACGAGCUGAAGGCCGCGCGCGCCAAGUGGGACGCGGACCGCGCGCGCGAGGCCAAAGAAGCGGGCCAGCAGCGCACCGAGGACGACCGCCAGUUGUUGCUGGAGUUCGAGCAGACUAAUGAUGCUACCACAAGUGCAUCAGCACCGAAACGACAACGUACAGAACACUCGCAGUCCAACUUCGCCCAGGCGGUCCCGACAGGCUCCCACGCUCUGGUCGUCGCGCAGACGUCCAAGAAAAUUGACUUCGAGGCCAAGGACAAACAUAAAACGGAUUUGGCGCGUACUUCGUUCUGGCUGCCGUCGCAGCAGCCCUCUGCCCAAAAAAAGAUCCCGCCGCGACCGCCCAGACGGCCGCCGUCGCCCGUGACCGGCGCUGAACUCAGAUCGAAGGACUUAGUUUCGUUAGAUUUACGACGAUCGUCAGUCGGCAAGGCGUCCCAAAAUAAAAACGACGGUCACGACGUCAGAUUCUUGUGCCACGUGUCUGGCGACGAGAUCACGACGCAGGAGGUGCUGCUCAUCAAGCCGACGGGCUGCAUCAUCUUGGAGCCGGUCGCGCGCAAGUUGAAAGUGUUGGAGGAGAAGCGGUGCCCCGUGACCGGGGCUUCUUUUCGGGACAAGGAUGUGGUGAAAUUGAAGAGCGGCGUCUCGGGCUACGCCGGGUCUGGUGGGGCCGCCUUGCAGGUCAAGGUGCACCGGGCCCAGGGGGGCGGGGCCUAA